AUGAAAGGCUCCGUUGUCUGGCUAUUCCUGCUCUUGCAGGUCGCCACCGUCACUUCCCAGGAUGCACAGAAAGUAAUGGUAGCUCAAAAUGAUGAGCCAACUAUUGCGACGCCGAAUGAUGAUACCCAAAAUUCUCCACCAACGGCCGACGUAGUCCCGGUCCCUCCGGCACAAGAACAGCCACCCCCAAGACAUCCAGGAGCGGACCUUGUCGAUACUGCCCUGGAGGCGCUCAAGAAGGUCCCGCGCCGAACCCGUACGCGAACGCGCCGCCAACGCAGCAUCCUCGAUACCGUCCUUGACUAUGUCGUCAACGCGCUCCCCAGUCUCGAGGUCAGCGCGCCGCCCACAGAAGAGAGCAAGCCCGUCGUGAGCGGGCAGCUCCUCGAUGCCGUCAAGCUUCUCGAGCAGUCGGCACUUCUCAGCAACCCCGAUGCCCUCUACAUCCUCGCCGACAUGAACUUCUACGGCAACUACUCCUACCCGAGAGAUCUGACGGCCGCCUUCAGUCACUACAAGACCCUGGCCGACACACAUGGCAACGCCAUGGCCCAGCACAUGACGGCCGUCUUUUACUCCACCGGACUGGGCGGCGCCGUGGCCCCCGACUCGGCCAAGGCCAUGCUCUACUACACGUUUGCCGCGCUUCAGGGGAACACCAAGGCCGAGAUGGCCAUUGGAUACAGACACCACAGCGGCGUCGCCACGGCCAAGAGCUGCGACACUGCCGUGCAGUACUACAAGAAAGUGGCCGACAAGGCCAUCAAGUGGUACCGCUCGGGACCUCCCGGUGGUAUGGCUUGGAUCGUGGAGCAGUAUCGCAUUGCCGACGAAGAGGGUGGCGUCUAUGGCGAGGGAGCCAGCGCUUCCAGUGCUGGUCUCAAUGCCAUCAAGGCCAGUGUCAACUCGGACGUCAACGCGGCUAUUGAUGAUGUCAUUGAGUAUCUCGAUCUCAUGUCGCAGAGGGGAGACUUCAAGGCCUCAUUCAACCUCGGUCGAAUAUACUAUGAUGGGCAGCGGGGCCUGGCCCGCAACGUUGACAUGGCACGCAAGUACUUUUUCAUGGUUGCUAAGCGCUACUGGAAGAAGGAUGGCCGCAUCAUCGAUACACCAAAGCCCGGCAUCGAAAAGGUCGCUGGCAGGGCAGCCGGCUUUAUUGGCCGUAUGUACCUGAGAGGCGAUGGUGUUGACCAGAGCCUUGAGCAGGCAUUCAGAUGGUUCGGCCGUGGCAUCAAGCUUGGCGAUGCCCAAUCUCAGUAUGGACUCGGCCUCAUGAAGCUCCAUGGCUACGGCAAUGCGCCGAAGAACGUCAAGGCCGCGACAGAACUUUUCAAGGCCGCUGCGGAGCAGGACUACGCCCCAGCGCAGAUUGAGAUGGGCGUGCUCUACCUCGAUCAAGGCGGUGCCGAUGAUGUGCGGAUCGCCAGCAACUACUUCGAGCUGGCUGCUCGCUACGGCCUCAUCGAGGCUCACUACUACCUGGCUGAGAUGAGCAACCACGGUGUUGGUAGGGACAAGACCUGCUCUGUUGCUCUGGCGUACUACAAGAAUGUUGCCGAAAAGGCGGAACCUUUGGUGUCGUCGUGGGCUGAGGCGAACCAAGCCUACGAGGAAGGAGACUCUGAAUUGGCAUUCCUCGAGUACGUCCUCGCUGCCGAACAGGGCUACGAGCGCGCGCAGAACAAUGUCGCAUACAUGCUUGACCCGACACAGGCUAGACUUUCGCUGUCGAGCCUCAUCAAGCCCGCACCGCGUCCCGCCCUGCUGGACAACCCCAGGCUGGCGCUCACGUACUGGACGCGUUCUUCGAGGCAGUCGAAUGUAGACUCCCAGGUCAAGAUGGGCGACUACUACUACUACGGCGUCGGCACCGAGCUCGACAUUGGCAAGGCGGUGCAGUGCUACACCGGCGCUUCCGACUACUCGCAGAGCGCCCAAGCCCUGUGGAAUUUGGGAUGGAUGCACGAGCACGGCAUUGGCCUUACGCAGGACUACCACCUCGCCAAGCGUUUCUAUGACCAGGCGCUCGAAGUCAACGAGGAGGCCUACCUGCCCGUGAAGUUGACGCUGCUCAGGCUGCGCCUGAAGAGCGCCUGGAACACUUUCACCCGUGGACCCAUUCAUUCCAUCCAAGACGAUCCUGAACCCAAGAAGGACUGGUCGCUGGGUGAAUGGAUCUCGAAUUUCAUGAAGGAUGACAACGCAUUCUGGAACCAGGAAGACUUUUACGACGACAUCUACGACGACACGGCAGCGCACGCCGAGGCUGGCGAUGACUUUAUCUUCGAGGACGACAUGACGGAGAGUCUCCUCAUCGUCUUUAUCGGUAUCUGCCUCGUGCUUCUGCUCUACUACCGCCAACAGAUGCAGCAACGCCACCGCCGGGACGAAGAGGCGAGGCGCCUCCAGCAGCAGCAGGGCAUGGCACCGAAUGCGCAGGCUCAGCAGCCGCCGCCGCCGCCACCGGCGCAAGAGGACCGAGGCAUGUUCCCGCCUCAGGGCAACCCUGCGUUCAACGACUGGGUUGCAGGGGGUGUUGGGCAUUGA
Verticillium nonalfalfae is the source of this 2547-nucleotide messenger RNA. RefSeq names its product Protein sel-1 1 (gene SEL1L). Gene Ontology annotation, molecular function: protein binding. Gene Ontology annotation, biological process: ERAD pathway. The record is from RefSeq and is a predicted model, not a curated record. The transcript is spliced from 4 exons. Gene Ontology annotation, cellular component: endoplasmic reticulum membrane. NCBI's taxonomy places the organism in Eukaryota, Fungi, Ascomycota, Sordariomycetes, Glomerellales, Plectosphaerellaceae. The coding region runs from base 1 to 2547 and encodes 848 amino acids.